Cyclocybe aegerita is the source of this 912-nucleotide messenger RNA. Lineage: Eukaryota; Fungi; Basidiomycota; Agaricomycetes; Agaricales; Hemipholiotaceae. The record is from the annotation of a GenBank genome assembly.
AUGGCGCACGGCCUCGAUAGCAUCCUCAACAGAGGUCCACCUUCUGCUUGGGAGCAGUUUUUCGAGGAACCCUUAGUUUUCUUUGCUCGUUUGAUCCACAAUCACUUUCCCCUCACCCUGCGCCCACUGCUUCCCUCAAAGCCAAUCCGUGUCGUCUGUGUGUCAGACACGCAUAAUGCACACCAUGACCUACCGCCUCUACCCCAGGGCGACAUCCUCAUUCACUCCGGCGACCUUACUCAAUCAGGUACAGAAGGAGAACUCAAGGACGCGCUGGAUUGGCUGGUUUCGCAGCCGCAUGCCCACAAAGUAUUCAUCGCAGGGAACCAUGACCAAUGUCUGUCCAAUCUUGACUGCCGAGGGGCCCUCCGAACCCUUUACCCCGAUCUCACUUACCUUCACGAUACGUCUGCCACGCUCUCCAUCCAUGACCGUCAACUCAACGUCUACGGCAGCCCACAAACACCGAAGCAUGGCUCCUGGCUGUUUCAAUACCCCAGGGUAGUGCAUCUUUCGUAUGACUCGGCAGAAACAGAUCCCUGGUCAGAGGUUCCUCUAAAUACAGACAUUCUCAUCACCCAUGGACCUCCUGCUCACCACCUCGAUGCCGGGUACGGUUGUUUGGCGCUACUCCGUGUGCUUUGGCGCGUCAGACCGCGAUUGCAUGUUUUCGGUCACAUCCAUGCUGCGCGUGGAGUAGAAUGUGUACCAUGGCAAGACGACCAAUUGGCUUAUGAAAACAUUCUCGCGGGACAAGGGGGCUGGUAUUCUUUGUUCGGGGUCAUCUUAGGUGCCGUUCAGCGACUGUUCGGUGGCCGAGGGAAGGAGGGUUCAAGUCUUCUUGUCAAUGCAUCAUCUAUAGGCGGUUUCCGCGACGAUAAACGGAAUCCUGCAAUAGUAGUUGACAUUUAA